AUGCCGACGUAUUUCUGCCCUCUUUGCGGGGUUUGGAUGAGGGGAAUUCUCCCUCCACGUCCUGAUGCCACUGUGCAACGUUUUGAGUGGUUUGAAGAGUUACGAGUUGUUUGCUCAGCCAACGGAGCCGCCAAUCCAUAUCUUACUGGCGUGUGCUUUGGAUUACGAGGGCGAAUGGAAAUUGCGGCGCCCCCAAACUCGAGGGCAAAGUACAACGAUAGUGGCGUCUCGAUGGACAGAUAUCAACUUUAUUAUUCCAAUAAUUUGUUUUGGGUAUUCAGUCUCCAUGAGGCCUGCUGGAGGCUAUUCUCCCUUCAAACCUCUGGGAGCGAAGAGGUUGAUUCAGGAGUUGUUAAUUGCUUAUUCCGCUUACUCCUCUCAGCAUCCGUCGAUGCAUUUGGUCAUCUCUCCUUUCGCCAAGAUGUUGGGGGUGCGAAUAACUUCCGACGUCCGUAUAACAACCCAAUGUCACGAUGUUCGAACACAGCUUGGUCGCUCAUCUUCGCUGAUCCGCACCAAUACCUAGAUCUUAUCGAGCCUGGAAGUGACACCAAUGACAUUGAAACUAUAGAAACCUUCUCCGCUCAUUCAAAGUGCGGUGGCUAUAUCUCACUGGCCGACUGCUUUACUCGACUGCCAAAUGAAUUAAUCCACGAAAUCCUGAUAAAUUUAUCGUCAUGGGAUGUAACGAGAGCUAGGUUAGCUUCAAGAGCAAUCGCUCGCGCAUCAACUAUCGGCGGUCUCCGACAGGAGUUCUGGAGAAGUAGAUUUUCUGCUAAUUUUGAGAUGGGGUUCGCAUUUUCCCCUGCUGUUAAAUUACGACCUUCUUUGGACUGGCACCGCCGAUACUUCGCAGAAGAGGAUAUGGAUUGCGAUAACUCAGAUCACACGUCUGGCUCGAUCCUAUUGAGAGCGAGGCGUCUCCAAGGGAUAAAUGUCUCGGGGGCAGAGUUCAACUCAACAUCCCUAUACAGAGAUCCAUUCUUAGGUCUUAAUGUUAGGCAGGCGGUGAGUGGUAAUUUGAAUGGGGAUAACUGUGUAGCUAUGCCUAGGCCACACCGUCGAGGUUGUCGAGAGCUAGAGGUGAAAUCCAUACCUAUCCCAGCUUCAACCAGAGGGGUGCCAAUUGGAAUAAGCACGGUGGUAUUUGAUAACAGAACAUACAUACCUGGUCUACGGGUAUUUAACGUCGAGUCUGAACUGGCGACAAAUCCCUCAGCCAUGGGUCUGAUUAUAAGAGAAAAUGAGUCUGAAUGUUGGCUACGGUCAGUCGACGACCCGUAUGGAGUGGAGGUAGCUGUUGUCUCUACUGGCAUUAUAUCCUUGCGAUUCAUCACGGGUAACGAUGUGGAUCAAAUGUCUGGUUGGUUUGGAGAACCCCCUACGACUGUUACUGGCGUGGGCUUUUCAAGGCUCUUUGCUCAGGAUGGACAACGAAUCUGUGGCUUCAUGGCAGGUUUUGACGUUCUCAACUUUAUACGGAGGAAGGAUGGGAUGGAAAAGGGUUUCCCUAUUGAUGGUCCUGGUGGUGAAAGGAUUGUUCGAGUAGAUGUGAAAUCCGGUAACCUCAAUGAUGCGUUUGGGAUACAUUCAUUGACAGCACGUACUGGCUCCUUUAUGAACGUCAGCAUCGUCACUCGUAGGCUCGACGAUAUGUCACCUCAAAGCAUGGCGGAACCAAUCAGAAAGGCUAUCAACUACCCGAAGGAUACAAUUGCUGACACUCUUGCAAAGACAGAUGUUGGAAACCACAUCCUUGCAACUAGCUACCGCCUAGACUCUAUUGCUCCGCUACACGAUAUUCGGCGCAUGCUUUUUCCCGCUCUUCAUGACCCUACGCUCAUGCAACCACCUAUCGGACGGACAUGGCUCGUACCUCAGCUCAUCCCUUGGGAAGACCAAACCUCGACCGGCACCAUCGAUCGGAUCCAAUCAAUCACCGCUUAUUCCCAUGCUGAUCUCACCCUUAGCCUACGCUUCAAAUACGCAUCAAGGAAGACCCACCACAUUGGCCCUACCCCCCAUGUCCAACAAUCCACUUCUACCGAGCCGACCUUCAGUGAUAAUGAAACUAUAAUCCAUUUGGAAACAGGGUGUAGUUGGAAAGGGCUGCAUGAAGUCUCCGGCGGACUUCUGGGAACCUUCAGCAAGAACAUCACGGGAGGCUUCUUCCAUCUGAUGUGGAAAUCGACCGUUUCCAAACUUAGGGAUAUCUACUUUUUCUGCGCCCCUUUCGCAUUGGAAGGUUUCUGGCCAGGCUAUCCUACCAACUAUCCAAACAACUUUGAAUGCGCCUUUGCUCACAUGAAUCCGAAAAAUAUCAACGGCAAAGUCACUCUAAAGUCAGCAAAUCCCCAAGACACGCCCGAGAUCAAUCUUGGAUUUUUCUCCAAGGGCAACGAUGACAAUCUUCAGGCUAUGUUCGAGGCGGCGAAGUUUGCUAGAGGUAUAUUUUCCAAAAUACCGGCCAACACUUUCAAGGAAAUGCAUCCUUGUACCCAACCAGGUUGUACCGAUGAGGACCAAAAGGAUUACCUCCGAACUCAGAUCUACUCGCACCACGCCACCAGUUCUGCUGCCAUCGGUGCAGAUGAUGACCCAAUGGCUGUCCUGGACUCCAAGUUCCGUGUCAGAGGUGUCGACAAUCUCCGUGUCGUUGACGGCUCUGCUUUCCCUAGAGUACCUGGGGCAUUCCCUGUGAUCCCAACAUUUAUGAUUAGUGAGAAAGCUGCGGAAGAAAUUCUUGCAGCUGCUACAUAA
This is a messenger RNA of Venustampulla echinocandica, 2760 nucleotides long. RefSeq lists its product as uncharacterized. Gene Ontology annotation, molecular function: protein binding; oxidoreductase activity, acting on CH-OH group of donors; flavin adenine dinucleotide binding. The transcript has 7 exons. The record is from RefSeq and is a predicted model, not a curated record. NCBI's taxonomy places the organism in Eukaryota, Fungi, Ascomycota, Leotiomycetes, Helotiales, Pleuroascaceae. The coding region runs from base 1 to 2760 and encodes 919 amino acids.